Messenger RNA from Galeopterus variegatus (Sunda flying lemur), 6537 nucleotides. RefSeq names its product fibrous sheath-interacting protein 2-like. Lineage: Eukaryota; Metazoa; Chordata; Mammalia; Dermoptera; Cynocephalidae. The record is from RefSeq and is a predicted model, not a curated record.
GUAACUUCUGAAGAACUGAACAGUAUAAUUCAUAAUAUAAUGACAUGGGUUGUGGCUGCAGUGACCAGUAUACUGUACCCAGCCAUCACAAAAUACGAAGAAAGAUUGCAAAAUAGUACACACCCAAUGUCUGCUGACUCUGCCCUCUCUUCAAAUAGUUUGAGUUGCUGUAGUACAUGCAGUGAAACGUUAAUAUAUGAAACAACUAAGACAUUUCAGGCAGAGCCCUGUGCAAAGGCAGCUGACAAGUCGGUGGGCCAACCUGCCACACCUUUAAGACCAUCUUAUGCCCAUACAGAAGGAACAUUUGUGGGAAAAACCGAUCACAGGAAAGGACAGCCUAUAACCUCUGAAAUUAAACAUAAUGAGAACUGUAAAUCGGUACAGCUCAAAUCCUGUAAAUCAGAUGAAACAGACCCAAAGAAACCUAAAGAUGAAACAGACACUGAAAUAGACGGCUUAGAAUGCCCACUGUCUUCCAAUGGAAAAGCAAAAGUUGGAAAUGAGAUGCAAGAAUUAAAGAAUGCCUUUGUUAACUUUAAACGUUACCUAAAAGAGGAAACUGAGUCAAUUUUAGAAAAUAUUUUUCAAGAAAUGGUGUCUGAUUUAUCCCAAGCCAUCCCCAGCCUUUCCUCUCUUACAGAUGAAGUUUUGGUUGACCAACCUGAGGCUGACAAAGGAGACUUGCUCUCCAAAGUUGAUAUCCCCUCAGCAGCUGCCAGAAUUGUGGGAAAUGUGCUUGAGAAGCUACAGUCUGCAGUUGAACAAAAAAGUAGUGAGGUAUUUUCACAAGAAGAUGUGUUGGCCCACUUUAAAUCAGAUUUAGCCAGUGGAGAACAUUUCAUUUCCCCAAAAGAAAAAUCUGUAAAAGCUUCACUGCCUUACACUUUGGAGAACAUGAGUGAUCUUGCAGAGGAUGUGGUUCAUGGUAUUUUAGAAACACUGAUGGCUCUCUUGUCUUCUAAGCAAAAUGAAUGUGUUCAUCUUGAAGUCACACCUAAACCUGCUUAUCAGCAAUAUACGAAAGAUCAAACAUGUACGUUCCUUCAACGAGCCAGCAAAAGGAAAUCUAGUGCUGAAUCUGAUGCAGCCAAUUUGAUUACCAAAGAAGAAAUACAAAAUUUAGUACAUGGGCUGGCCCUAGUGUCAAAUAUUUUAUCCCAGUCCUCUCUGGUUGGUUAUAUAAAGGAAGCAAUUGGCACAAUACUAGAUUAUAUACAAAUUGGACUUAAAAAUGAAAGGUUUAUUGCAACUGAAGAAACAGUGGUCAUCCUUCAGCUACUUGAUGAUAUCUUGACUCAGCUACAUCGGAAACCAGUGAAAACAGAUGUACACAAGUAUAGAUGCCCCAGACUGAGCAGUCCUCCUGGCACUGAAGAAGAGAACAGACUUGCUGGCACUAGAGUAGCUCAUCAUCCUAGGUAUGGGCAACCAUUGCCACCUAUUAAUGUCCCUGGCAUGGUCCUUUACUCUGAAGACAAAAAUGAAGAAAUAAAAAAAAUUGUGGAAAAUGUGCUGAUUUCAUCUAUCAAGGAUGAAAAAGCAAAAUUACAAGAACAGGUUCCUGACUACUUCAACAAAGGAAAUGCUGGUCUUAAAUAUAAAAGAAAUAUCAACUCACAUGAAAUGCCUCCAGAUGUGUUUAAUGAAACUGAACUGGAAGAGACAGGCAUUGAAAAUUACAGAUACAGGCCAACCUAUGGAAAUUUUCUUCCUGGAGGAGCUGGACCAGAGUCAUAUCUAGAAGAUCCUGCAGAUACAGAGAAAGAAAGUGCUGGAGAGAAAAAGCCACCAGAAGAAGAAACUAAAUCAGAUUCUCUUGAGCAACAGGAAUUAGAAAGAACACUGAAAAAAACUGAAUCCCAUUUAUGUAACAUUUUUCAUGCUGGCAAUGAGCCAAUUGCUCAAACAUCUGUUCAACCCCUGGAUAAAACAAUGGAUCCUUUAGUGUCUGAAACAGAUGUAAUCAUUGUGGCAGAUGAUGUUAGAAUCAUAUUUCAAAAACUUUAUGUUGUUGCCAUGACAGAUAGAAAUAUUGUUAACACAAUGUUAGAUAUCGUAUCUACCAAAGGCAAGUAUGAAAAAAUCAUAUCUGAUAGAGAGAUUGAUCCAGGUUGGCUAGAAGAUGUUGUGGAAAAGCUGUUCAAUAAAAGUGAUUACCGAAAAACCCUUCAAUUUCAAAUACUGGAUACCACUGAGGGAAUCUUAAAUGACAUUUGUGAGAAAAUACUGGAUGAAAACAAUUUCCCACUUGCUGCAUCUAGUCUUAAAUGUAAUGUAGGUGGAAGACAUCUAGAAACAAAUUCUGGAACUGUCCCCAAGUGUGCAAAUAAAGCUAUUCCAACGUUUUUAGUUCCUAAGUCAUAUACUGCUAUGAUUUCCAAAGACAUGGUCAGUACUGUUCUUCAAAAUCUCAGUUCUGCUGUCAUUCUUGGCAUAAAUGCAAAGGAUUCUGUUUCUGCAAGAUUGUCUCUGACAUUGAUGCAUUUCCAAAAGCAGAUACAGAUUCAACAAAUGAAAGGAAAAGAGAGAGCUUUCCAUUUCCGAGAAAGACAAAAAAAAAAAUGUACAGGUUUAGAGAAAAUUACAACUUUUGAAGAAGUUGAAGUCAUUGCUUUUACAGAUCAGGAAUUGGGACCAGAAGAACUCCAUCUGGUAGCAAGAUAUGUUACUACAUCCGUGGUUACACAUUUCAAGAACUUUGAAAGCAGAGAUACAGACACUGUGGAUGAACUUGUCAAUUCAGCUUAUAAGAAUGUCCUGACACAGAAUGGGCUGGCCCCUGAGGUUGAUAAUCCAGAACGCAAAGACAGUGAUAUUUUUGGAGAAAACAUUACCAAUUUAAUUGUGGAGGAGAACAUCAUCAGAAAUGUGCUCAACACCAUCAGUGCUGAUAGCCAUAUCUUUCCAUCACGCGUCACCGUUUUGCCUCAUUCCUUUUUAGAAGAUAUGAUCUACAAGCUUCUAGCAUAUAUAUUCCCUUCAUCUGAGACUGACACUGAACUAGAAGAGGAAGAGGUAUCACCAGAUUAUGAGUUUAUGAAUGCAGCUUCAAAACUGACUGAUGAAAUUAUAACAGAAAUUUCUGAACAUGACAUUAGACUUGCCACUGCAGAGGAGCAUGCCGAGAGCAUGCAGUUAGGGGCAACUGACAACUUUGUUUAUUCCAUAUGUAAUAAUAUAAUGCAAAUUUUAAAAUUCCAAGCCAAAGCACAAAAAGAUACAUGCAAAAAGAGAGGCUCCUUCCUCAGGAGAAUGGCUGGUUUCAUUAUAAAGGAAAUUGUGGAUUACCAUCUGCAGCCAUUUUUAUGUGAUGAAGAAUCAUCUUCUAGUAACUUACCUAAAAAUGACCAUGUCAUUGAACUCUCAAAUCCUGCUGAAGAAAAAAGACCGUCUCUACCACAGGCUACUGUGUAUUCUGCUACAUUUUUAGAAGAUGUUAUAAUUGACCUUGCUCGCAAAUCUUAUACUCUCCUAAGUAUUGCUGAAAAUCCUAAGGACAAAGAAAUAUCAUGGGUGGAUGGUAAGGAUUUUGCACAGCCUGUUUCAAGGAAUUCAGCUAGCCAAAAUGUUCCUGCAACAGAGGAAGCGAAUGAGAAGAGUAAAGACAAAGAGAUUAAAAGUAAACCUAGUGAACCAGACAGUCCUCAGAACCCACCAGAACACAACCCUGGGAUUUUGCCUGCCAACUUUUUAGAAGAUAUUAUCUCCGAAAUAGUUAACAAAUUGAUUUUUCUUUCACCAGACACAGAUGAUGCAUGUAGAAAUGUAAGCAGUGGUGUAAAUCAAAAUGAGCUCUAUGAUGCAGCUAUGAAAUUGAUUGAUUCCCUGUUAAAGGAGUUUUCAGAUGUUCAAGUUAAAGUAUCAAACCCAGAUCAGGGAAGUCAGCCCUUCUUAACUGCAGAUAAAGUUUCAUCAGUUCAUAAAGUAUCUCUCAGGCAGAAAGAACCAUGUGAAGCACCACCCGAGAUAAAAAUGAUAACAAUGGAUAAAAUACCAUCCAUGCAUAGAAUGCCACCUGCAACUAGAACACCUUCAUCAGAUAAGGUACUUUUAGUGGCUAAAACACCAUCAUUGGAGAAAACAUUGGUCAAUAAGGUUGUUUACUCCUCUCUGUGCAACAUUUUGCAGGAAUAUAGAUCUCAAGACUCCAUUUGUAAGGACAUAAACAGUUAUGGUGAAAAUUUAGCAAGAAGACUAGCUAAUGCAGUAAUAGAAAUUUUUUAACAUCAGCUAAACUUGCUACUUUGUAAUGAGGUUCCAGCUUCAGUAUGUUUGCCUCUACAAUCUAAGGAGUUUGUAAGAAAGGUCCAAAAGAUGCCCCAAACAGCCUGCAAAGAAUGUCAGACAUCAUGGCCAUAUACCAUAAUGCUGCCUCAUGAAUUUUUAGAUAUAACUUCUUCUCUUCUAUCAAAAAUUUUCUCGAUGGUAGCCAACUCUAAAAUAGAGAUAUCCGAGGAUAAUUUGUACACAUAACUUGAUUUUCUUCAAAUGAAGUUAGUAAAUACAAUUAUGACAAAGAUCUCCAAAGACAAACAUAUGGUUAUGCUAUAUGUAGAAUCCUUACAUUCUAAUGAUAAUGAAAUCAUUCAAUUAGUGGUUCAGACUAUUUAUAUUAACCUUUUGCUACAAUUUGGAUCUCAAGAGAGCAAACAAAAUUGCAUCACCAGUGGUUUCAGAGUGUUUUCAGAAACUAUAGUUGAUUUAGUUGUACAGGAAAUGAAUCAGCUACAGACCUAUUUCUCUGGAGAGCUAACUCCACAUCAGUGUACAGAAGUUGACAGUGUUAUUGAAAAUAUCCUUAAAGAUGUUAUCCAAGCUACUGAUGCUCCCCUACCUCAACCAACACAUGCUCAUAAACUGUCUUAUAACAUAAUAGAAGAAAUUGCUAUAAAAUUUUUAUCUAAGCUUUUGUCUAUGUUUCCAAAAGUGCAUGAGGAAAAAAACAAAUCUCUAGAAAACGAAAUGCAAAAAAUAACCUCAAAAAUAUUAAAUUCAAUGCAAGAAUAUAUCUCCAAAAGUAAGAUUAAACUUGUAUCACCAGCCAAAGAAUCACCUACUAUACCUUUAGCUGACUAUGCAAAUAUUGAAAAAGUAGUUAAUUCUGUUUAUACAAGUGUUUUAAAGCAUUCUGGCUCUCAUACUUCUGUAUUUAAAGAUUUAAUGGGUAAGAGCAAUGUCCUCUCUGAUAUAAUAGGAUUUUCAAUGGUGAAGGAAAUUUCCAAUUCAGAAUUUCAUUCUCAAGUACAGGAAGAAGCAUCAAAUUCAAAAUUAAUUCUGGAAGCCAUGAAAAUUAUGGGAAAAGUGGUUAAGUUUAUUUAUGACCUUAGAUCAAAGAAACAGCAUUCAUUCAGAAAAGCUGCUGUAUUAGCUGCCACAUUUGUGGAGAUAUUGGCCUUGCUCAUGGAUAGGCUAGUGAAGUUGCCAAGUGCCUCAAACAAAGACGCUAAAAACUUACUAAACCCUGAGUUAAAAUAAAAUGACAUCUCAGCUAUAAUUUCCAGACAUAUUAGUAUUGUACCUACUAAUCGUGAGGAACACAUUUUAAGUCCAAAACGCAUAAAAACUAUUUCUCGUGUUGUUGAUGCUGUUUAUAACAAUAUGCUACAACAAUGUGGAACACAUGAAGAAUUUUAUAAUGACGUGAGAGGUACAAACCAGUUCUUUCCUAAUAAGAUGGCUUCUUUGAUUAUUAGUAAAGUUUUAAAUUGUCCAUUAGAAACAAUUCACUCAAAAGAUUCCCAUGCUAAUCUCUUUGGUGAUCUGGACGUCAGUCAAAUUGUUGAAAAGGCGCAUGAGCAUGCUGUUAAAAUGGAGCCUGAGCUAGAGAAAAAAGAGUUAACUAAAGAGGAACUUCCGAUUAAAAUAAUUCCUCACCAUGGGAAACAACCAAGCAAUGUCGAUCCAGGCAUUGUUGCAGAACACUUAGGAGUCAUUUCUAUAAAAACUCAUACUAUUGAGAAGCUGCAGAUGGAGUGUUUAGCUAGAACUGCACAUACCGUAGAAACACUGAGAAGAGCUUCAGUAAGUGGGAGGAGUUACUCAACAGACGCAAGUGAUACAAGAAAGAGGAAGGAAGGACGCAUCUCAUUGGAUAAGACAGGACGACUGAAUGUAAGGCCGUUAGAGGUAACUGGUAGGAAUUCUUUUCAGAAUUUAAUAAAGCCUGACAUCACCAAAGCAAAGCUUUUAAAAGAUGUCCAGAACAAAAAAGAGCUUAUCAUCCGAUUGGUAGCUCAUGAUAUUGAUCAAGAAGAGAUAGAAAAUAAAGGAGAAGAGAACUUAAUUUCUGAUGAGGAUGAAGUUGUUUUACAAGAGGUUGUAAAAAAAAGACUCUUCAGAAGGACUAAAGAUCAAGUAAAGGAAGACAUGAAGCCUAUUGCAAGCACAAUGGCUUUUCCUGAGCACCAAGUUAGUAAGAGACGUCUGAAAAAAUUUCUGUCACUAGUGAAAUGUUAUCAUCCCAAAUCCAGUGUAACUAUAAAAAGCAUUGAAGCAUCCCCAACUCAAUGGAAAGAAGCUGAGGAGAAAAAAUAA